Messenger RNA from Microtus ochrogaster (prairie vole), 1837 nucleotides. RefSeq names its product distal-less homeobox 4 (gene Dlx4). The record is from RefSeq and is a predicted model, not a curated record. Lineage: Eukaryota; Metazoa; Chordata; Mammalia; Rodentia; Cricetidae. The transcript is spliced from 2 exons. Bases 702 to 1217 code for a protein of 171 amino acids.
ACAAACUGCCAUCGCUCAGCAGCUACGCAUUCCGACGCGCUGAAUAAGCGACCGGCGCUGGCGAUCUGCUUUCCAAUCCCUCUCAGAGCCCAGGCAGCGUGGAGACCUGCGCACCGGCGCGACCCGCAGAGCGCGAACACAGGUUCUGAGUCUGCGCAGCGUCUCUAUUCACCAUGUAGCUCCCCUCGCCCCUUGGCCAUCCCAGGCCCAAUUUCCUAGCACUUUGGACAUUGUUACCGAGAUUUCCUGACUCGUCUUGUCUCCAGCAACUUGGAGUAGGUGCCGGGCCCGGGGCUUGCGCACCGCACCCCUCCCGUUUCCCGGGGUGUGCUAACUGGGGGGCGGGCCCAGCUCUGGGCCUCCCUGAGGUCACCAUACGAUAGCCAAUCCCGGGUGUCUAAGUGGGCGGGGGACUCCGUGUGAUCCCGGGAACCGAACCCGGAGGAGAAGAUGGGGACCCAGAACGUAGGGGGGAGGGGAAAAGUCACGGGGCACCCCCAAAAUCUCUUUUUAGGGUGCUAGCUCUCACCCAGAAGAGGCUUAAAGCUACAUUUUCUCUGGGAUCUGAAGUGUGGGGGUGGCUUGCUGGGGGUUGGGGGGAUUCAUCUGCCUCAAUUCUGGAGACUUUGAAAGGUGUUGGCAUAGAGCGUAGACGGCGUGCAGGUCUAUGACCUAGGCCCUGUGGCCGAGUAUCGGCCACAAUGACCUCUUUACCCUGUUCCCUUCCUGGCCGCGAAGCCUCCAACGUAGUCUUCCCGGACCUCGCCCCCGCCCCGUCGGUAGUGGCUGCCUACCCGCUUGGCCUGUCCCCCGAAACCGCAGCUUCCCCCGAUUUGUCCUACUCCCAGCCUUAUGGCCACCUCCUGCCCUAUUCCUACCCUGAGCCAGCAACCCCAGGAGACGCCUACCUGCCCAGCCAGCAACUCUCGGCGGGGCGGCGUGGUCUCAACCCUUCCACCCGCCAGUUGAGCACCCUCAGGAGCUUGAAACAGGUAAAGAUUGGUUUCAGAACAAAGGCUCCAAACAGAAGAAACUCCUGCAACAGAACUCUGGAGAGCAGGAAGAAGACUUCCCCUCCCUGUCUCCCUGCUCCCCAAAUCUUUCAUCCCUCUGGGGUCUACUCAAGGCAGGCGCCCUGCCUACCAGUGGCCAUGGCAAUGGCUUCAGAGCCUGGUAUCAGCUCCCCAGAUGUGCAGCUUCUGCCUCAGAUGCUAUGAGUCUAGAGAAGAGGCUGGUUAGGCUCCAACCCUCCUGUCAAGCCCAGGACAUCGCACCUGCUCUCCUUCUGGGGGGAGAGGAAACCAGCUCCAGAUGGAUUUUCUCAAGACAAGAAGCAAAAUGAGAAAAAAGAACAGAGUGGGGGUCUGGAUCUUCAAGCCAGAUAGCUAAAUCAAAGGCUUUAAUCUUUAAUCUGUCCCCAGUGCUACCAUGGACUGGACAUCUCCUCCCUCUGGCAGGACAAAGACUUUAGAGAGCAGCACUGGCUAGAGUUUAGACUGUGAUGGUCUUGCCUCUCCCCCCUCUUCAAAUGACUGCAGCCCCACCACAGCCUAGGAUCUAAGCCAGGAAGAAAACAAAUAUUAUUUCUGGCCCGCACCUUGGGCCCUACCAGCCCGUCCAUGAACAAAUCCAGAAGUGGACACAGUCUCUGUUGUUGGCCAUAAAGCCUCUGUUUUUCGUCUACCAGUUAUCAGUGAUGGUCAGCCCAUUACCUCCCUAGCUGGAGGUGCGGUCCAGUGGUAGAGUAAGUGCUUAACAUGUCAGAGGCCCCAGCACCAAAACAAAAAUAUGGAGUGUUGGCCUGGCGGUGGUGGUGCACGCCUUUAAUCCCAGCACG